GGUGGGCCUGAUUGUGAACCCAGCUACCUGGCAGUAGGAUUCGAGGGCUUGGGUCUCUGGGUGUGAUCGUGACACAUACGUGAAGAACAAUGAAGAACACCACUCAACUACGUUGAACAACUCAACUAUGUUGUUUGGUCUAAACAACUGGCUCUUAGUUCUCAGUCGAGCUUGAAAAACAGGUAAACCUGGUGUGGACUUGGUCUGCAGGUCCCAUGGAGGAAGCAGCCAAUGGGAAGACUUUGGUCGAGUGGGGUCCGAGUCGAACGAGGUAAACUCAAUUGUUCCAGCAAUGGCAGAGCUCUACAAGAAAAAAGGUUUGGAUCCCUUGAAGAUCGUGGGAGUGACCACCUUGGACAUUGUGAGGGCCAACAAGUUCGUGGCGGAGAUCACGGGGAAGUCUCCCAAGGAUAUCGAGGUCCCUGUGAUUGGUGGCCACGCGGGGGUGACGAUCAUGCCGGUCUUCUCUCAGGAUCCUAUCUCUGCAACGAUCUCUGCCGACAAGAUUCCAGCGUUGGACAAGCGCACGCAGGAUGGUGGAACCGAGGUGGUUGAAGCCAAAGCUGGGAAGGGCAGUGCCACCUUGUCCAUGGCCUACUCUGGUGCGCGCUUUGGAAACAAGGUGUUGGCGGGGCUUGCAGGCACCCCAACGGACGAGUGCGCCUAUGUGGCCUCGAGCGUGACAGAGCUGCCCUACUUCUCUUCCAAGGUGACCUUCGGCAAGACUGGGGUUGAGAAGAUCCAUGACAUUGGCACUCUGAACAGUUAUGAGCAGGGCAGACUGAAGGAGGCCAUGGACCAGCUGAAGACGGAGAUUGACAAGGGUUUGGACUAUGCGAAGUCCAACUGCUGAGACGAACGUGCGAUUCCGUGGGUACCGAUGUUUCUCAUUGCUUCAAGGCUUUGUGCCAGGUUUCGGACUCAUUUUCAAGUCACUGGGAAAUGCCGCGGCGACUUGCGCAACAGACGAUGCGGAAAAGACGGAGCCGGCUCUGAAGUCUUCUCUGUGGCGCACACCGAA
Molecule: messenger RNA, 1021 nt
Organism: Durusdinium trenchii
Lineage: Eukaryota; Dinophyceae; Suessiales; Symbiodiniaceae
Source: the annotation of a GenBank genome assembly